AUGGAUCUCAUGAGCUCUCGAUUCAAGCUCGGUUUUGGAAACAAGCGCAAGAGUGGCUCCUCUCUCGCUCCUACAACCACCUCGACCAACACUCCCAACGGGUCGCCCUCGCAGCCCUCGCCGCCGCCAGGCAACUCCCCUAACCCAAACGCCUCGUCCGCCAGUCUCCCCAUGAACCCGCAGAGUCAUCUCGGCCGCCCGCCCAGCUACACCUACGCUCCCGGCGCCCCCAGGCCCGCCAGCCCGCUCCCCCCAGGCCAGCAUCACCCGCAGCAGCUCGCCCAUUCAUCCCCCGCCCCUUGAAACACCCGGCGGUGGGCGUGCCAUUCCCCUACAGGAGGCGGGUAUGUCCUCUGCUCCCCCCGCCCGCCAGGGGGAGGACAUCAUCACCGAGUGGCCUGGUGCGGGCACACACACCAAACAAAAGAUACUACGGUGCUAUAUUACGAUCAAUAUCAAAAAGUCGUGGGAUGGGGUCCCCGAUAUCGCAGACGCCCUCGCUCCCACCGGAUACCCCAAAGCAGGCGUACAGAAGGUGGAAUGGUUCAAACUACAGCUCAUGUCCUCAGGUGGGAACACCUACAUCGACCCCAUAAACCUGCCCCCGCUACCACCAGGUAAGUCCGAGAUCGAUGUGGCGGCAGACUACCUCUUCCAUCUACGCGGGGCCAUGCGCAACCAGCUCCAGAAAACCCUCGGCGAGGUGUUCAACCGUGAAGAACGCAACAUCCGCUAUUUCUUGACUGUCCCCGCCAUUUGGAAUGACGCCGGUAAGGCCGCUACCCGUGCAGCGGCCAUCCAGGCCGGAUUCCUGCGCGAUGAAAACGAUAACCGUCUUACCUUGAUUACCGAGCCAGAGGCUGCAGCCAUGUUUUGUGCAAAGACAGGCUUGCUCAACCUCAAGAUCCAUGACGCCAUCCUCAUCGUCGACUGCGGUGGUGGUACUGUUGAUCUCAUCGCCUACGAAGUCGACGAAGAGACCCCCUUCAGCGUCUGUGAGUGUACUGCCGGAUCCGGUGACAGCUGUGGUUCGACUGCCCUCAACCGUAACUUCAGCAACAUCCUGCGCGCUAAGAUCAGGAAGAUGAAGCUGCCAGAUGGAUCACGCACGGCUGGCAAGGUGUACGCCAAGUGUAUCAUGGACUUUGAGAACAGAAUCAAGGCCGAUUUCAGAAAUAACGGACAGAAGUGGGCUGUCGACGUUGGUAUCGAGGCUGAUUUCCCUGAAGCGGGCAUCGAAGAAGGUUACAUGACUUUCACCAACGAGGAGAUUCUGCAGUGUUUCGAACCUGUUGUCAACCGUAUUUUGGAGCUGGUCAGGAACCAGAUCAUUGCCAUCCAGGCACAAAACAGGCCGCUACAGAACGUCCUUGUUGUCGGUGGAUUUGGUGCAUCAGAGUACCUCUUCCAACAGAUAAAACUCCACGUUCCCCCACAGUAUCAAUCCAAGGUCGUCCGCCCCAUGGACUCCGUUGCAGCCAUCGUAAAGGGUGCUGUCACAGCUGGUAUCACCGAGCGUGUUGUUACCUCUCGUGUGGCUCGUAGACACUACCUGAUGGCCACCCUGCAGCCGUUCAAGGAGGGCCACCAUCCUGAACAGUACCGUGUCCCAUCCCUCGACGGCAAGGACAGAUGCAAGUACACUCGCCAGAUAUUUGUGCAAAAGGGUGAGCGUAUCAAGAACGGCGAGCCUGUCAAGGUCAGCUUCUUCAGGCAGGUGGCGCCCGGAGCGACGCUGAUGUAUGAGGAUAUCCUCUACGCCUGCGAUGAGGAUGUUUGCCCUGAAUAUACCAAGGAUCCACGUAUCAAGGAGGUUGUAACCCUUACAUCCGACCUGUCUCGCAAGAACCUAGAAAAGGACUUUGAACGAAUGGACACUCCUCAGGGUACCUUCUACCGAGUGUACUUCGACAUCUACCUCACUCUCGACGGCAGUGAGUUCAAUGCCGAACUGGUCUGCCAGGGCGAAGUCAUGGGCCGUUGUUCAGCAAGAUUCCGAUAA
Messenger RNA from Nannizzia gypsea CBS 118893, 2002 nucleotides. RefSeq lists its product as hypothetical. The transcript is spliced from 5 exons. The record is from RefSeq and is a predicted model, not a curated record. NCBI's taxonomy places the organism in Eukaryota, Fungi, Ascomycota, Eurotiomycetes, Onygenales, Arthrodermataceae. Gene Ontology annotation, molecular function: ATP binding; ATP-dependent protein folding chaperone. The coding region runs from base 347 to 2002 and encodes 551 amino acids.